This is a messenger RNA of Aspergillus fijiensis CBS 313.89, 1398 nucleotides long. Its product is annotated as zinc-dependent alcohol dehydrogenase. Gene Ontology annotation, molecular function: oxidoreductase activity. The record is from RefSeq and is a predicted model, not a curated record. Bases 216 to 1268 code for a protein of 350 amino acids. The transcript has 9 exons. NCBI's taxonomy places the organism in Eukaryota, Fungi, Ascomycota, Eurotiomycetes, Eurotiales, Aspergillaceae.
GGGCCUCUGCUAUAUACCACAUAUUCCAUUGUCCGAUAAGCUCCUCUCUUCCCCGCACUAACCAUCGAAACCCCGAAUCUAUAUAUUCGAGAUACCCCGCAAUGACCCAUCUAUAAUUUAUUCACAAAUUGACAUCUCCCUUGCAGCCUACCACUAGCUCCUCAUACUUUUGAGAAGAGAUAUCAUACAAGGUAAACCGCCACGGAUCCGAUACGAUGAGCAUCCCAUCAAGCCAAACCGCAGCCCUCAUCCCCGCAACCGGGGCAUCCCCUACCGCGCGCCUUCAAAUCCGACACGAUCACCCCGUGCCAUCACCGACGGAGGGACAGAUUCUUGUUAAGCUGGAAUACUCCGGGGUAUGUCACUCGGAUGUACACAGUGUGCGCGGGGAGACGCCCAUGUUAACCGACGUGGCGGGCCAUGAAGGCGUGGGGAAGGUGGUCAAAGUGGGCAGUGGGCUUGACGAGCAAGUCUGGCUAGGAAAGAGAGUAGGGAUACGCUGGCUGUACAGCACCUGCUUGGAGUGCGAGAUAUGCGCCAUCAACAACACGGCGUGUCCAUACCAAAAGAACGCUGGAGCGAAUAUCCCGGGGACUUUUCAACAAUACAUUGUCAGCCCUGCAAAUCAUGUCACCAUCAUCCCUCCGAGCCUGGAGCCAGACGUCGCUGCUCCCCUGUUGUGCGCUGGAAUUGCCAUGUACUCUUCGAUAAUGAAGACGAAGACUCGACCGGGAGACUGGAUCGUGAUCCCCGGCGCAGGCGGCGGAUUGGGCCACAUGGGUAUUCAGAUCGCCGUCAAAAAGGGGCUCAAAGUUAUCGCGAUCGAUAGCGGUGAAAAUAAGAGACAGCUCUGCCUCUCCCUCGGAGCCACCAGUUUCCUCGACUACAAGACCGACGACAUCGAGCACCGCGUCAAAGCCUUGACGUCAGGCCUAGGUGCGCACGCCGUGAUCUGCACCGCCAACAGCGAGCAGGCCUACAUUCAAAGUAUGAGCCUGCUUCGGAGGCUGGGGGUAUUGGUGUGUGUGGGUAUCCCGAACGCACCGUUUCGACUCCCAGCGACCCCAUUUGACAUGAUUGUUAAAGGGCUCACGAUUGUCGGCAACUCGGCUGGCACUGCGAAGGAAAUGGAUGAGUUGAUGGAGCUGGCUGUAGCGGAAGAUGUGAAGGCGCAUAUUGAGACAUAUGAAUUGGAUGACAUUGAUGACGUCCUGGAUCGGUUGGGACGCUCGGAGAUCGAUGGAAGAGCUGUUGUGCGGAUUCCUUGAGAGAAUGUCGGGCGCGCUUCCGGUAAGAAUCGAGGUCUUUCAUGAGACCUCUAGUCUGUUAUACUUAUUAGGGAAUUUGGGCAUGGGAACGGCUGCUUAGGGCAAUUGUCUUGGCCGCUUGGUGGUGGUG